AUGGCCCCAAGGGACAUAUUCACUCGUGAAACCAACAGCUGGAUGUCCCAGUGGCUGGUAUGAGGGGUGGAGAAAACAAGACAAUGAAGACACCAACAACAGAAAUCAUAUAACACGUCUCCACCACUUUGCUGGUAAGUUUGAUAGAGAUAUGCAGUUUCACUAUUGCACUAUGGACCCACAUCGAUCAACAAGCACAAAACAAUGGUCAAAAGGAAACUACUGCAUUAUGAGAAAUGGACCGUCAUGUCCCGAAGGUUUUCAUCAAGGAAGUGUUUUUUGGGAUGAUGAAGAUGAAAAAAACUCCAACAGACAGGAAGGAACCUUGCCCAGCGGUUCCUUUACAAGGGAUACACUAAUUAACUACUGUUGUCGAAACGAUGGUUCAUUCAGAAAUAGAAUCAUACUUCCAACCAAUAAACCAUUUUACCUUCUGAGAUUCCGCUCACUUUGUGAGCGGGUUCAGGAAAUGUAUGUAAGAGAAGAGAUCGUACACUUCGAUGACGAGGACUCGAAUAACAGGAACACUGUCAGUGGGUGGUAUCCCCUAGGAGCUGGUGGUCGUGACCAAAACUUGCACUACUGCUAUUACAGUCCAUAAAGUGUAAUGGUAAUACACA
Saccostrea echinata is the source of this 620-nucleotide messenger RNA. RefSeq lists its product as uncharacterized. Gene Ontology annotation, cellular component: membrane. The transcript has 4 exons. The record is from RefSeq and is a predicted model, not a curated record. The coding region runs from base 152 to 601 and encodes 149 amino acids. Gene Ontology annotation, molecular function: wide pore channel activity. Lineage: Eukaryota; Metazoa; Mollusca; Bivalvia; Ostreida; Ostreidae.